This is a messenger RNA of Myzus persicae (green peach aphid), 3258 nucleotides long. Its product is annotated as folate transporter 1-like. Gene Ontology annotation, cellular component: plasma membrane. The transcript is spliced from 10 exons. Gene Ontology annotation, biological process: transmembrane transport; vitamin transport. Gene Ontology annotation, molecular function: vitamin transmembrane transporter activity. The record is from RefSeq and is a predicted model, not a curated record. The coding region runs from base 273 to 1580 and encodes 435 amino acids. NCBI's taxonomy places the organism in Eukaryota, Metazoa, Arthropoda, Insecta, Hemiptera, Aphididae.
UUUAUCUCUUCAAAUCAUGGUUCUGGAAAAUAAAGAAAUUAUUGUACAUUAAUAUUUAAUAACUAUAAUCAUCUAUAUAUUGAACAUAAAAAUAAUUUAAACACGUCUUAUUAUAGUCUAUAGGAAUAAGGAAUUCAGGACCAUCAACAAACUAUACAUAAUAUAUAUAUAUAUAUAUAUUUAAAUGUUGGUAAUAUCUUACACUUUACCCAUUACAUUAACUCUUAUUUAUCUCUAAAAGGAUUGUUUUUUGUUAAGUAUUUUGUUUCAACAUGACGUGGAAAACUAUUUCCUUAUGCUUGUGCAUUUAUGGAGUUUUAAAAGAGUUCCGUCCAUCAGAAUCUUAUUUCAUUCCAUAUUUACUAAGUCCACGGAUGAAUUUUACUGAAGAACAGGUUAAUAAUGAAAUACUUUCUAUUGGUGUUUAUGCUUCAAUGAUAUUCAUGAUUUUUGUUUCUUUAACAACUGACUGGCUGAGGUAUAAAAUUGUUAUUGUUAUCCAAGCAUUAUGCGGUGUUUGUAUUUAUGCACUGUUAUCUUUAUGUACAAGUUUUACAUCUAUUGUUGUAGUUGAAAUUUUGUAUGGCUUGUUUGUUGCUACAGAAGUUGCAUACUACACAUAUACAUAUUCUGUUGUGAAUGUAAAAUAUUACCAGAAAGUUACCAGUUACACAAGAGCUGCACAUCUUAUAGGGCGUUUCUUUUCAGGGUUUCUUUCCCAGGUGUUUAUUUCAACUAAAUUAGUUGAUACAUAUCAAUUAAAUUUCCUCACAUUAGGAAGCCUGACAGCUGCAAUGAUGUGGACUAUAACAUUACCAGCUGUAAAAAGAAGUGAGCCUAAGUCAGAAACUCAGAAAAUGAAUGUAAUGGAUAAAGCAUCAGAAACAAAAUUAGAAGAUGAAGAUGAUGAUUUAGCUGAAAAUAGUAUAAAAAGCCAGAUGUCAUGGAAAUAUUUCAAGACCAUGUGUAAUGAGUAUAAGAGUUUGUAUAUUUUGAAGUGGUCAUUUUGGGUGAUAACUGCAACUUGUGUUUUUAAUCAAGUUUUGUAUUAUAUUCAAUCAUUGUGGGAAUCUUUGAGUAAUGACGAAUGCCUUCAGAGUAGUAUUAUUAAUUGUACUAAAACUUCAGAAUGGAAUGGAGCUGUUGAUGCUGUUUAUACAAUUUUAAGUACAUUUAUUACAUUUUUAUGUGGUUCGAUUAAAUUGAAUAUGGAUAAAUAUAGUAAUUUACUUAUUAUUGUAACAUCUUUUAUCCAAUGUGCUGCUCUUUAUAUAUCAGUUUCGUACAACUCAAUCUAUGUAUCAUAUAUCAACUACAUAAUUUACUGCGCAAUUUAUCAAGGGAUGAUGACCAUUGCCAGCUCUGAAAUAGCAAAGUGUGUCAAUAAAGACAACCAUGGAUUUGUGUUUGGUGUUAAUAACUUAUUAGCUGCAACUUUACAAUCAUUAGCUACAUUUUUAAUGACUUUAGCUGGUUUGUCAUCAUCCUCUAAAAUUUUGUUUGAAUGGUAUGCUGUAUUUUGUUUAGUAAUUGGAGUAUCUUAUUUAUUUAUAUCAAUUUUACAAGUCAUUAAGAAGUAAGUUUUGUUAAACACAUUUAAUAUUAUGAUAUUAAUUAGGUGAUUUAAUUAAUCUUAGUGACUUAAGACCUAAUAUUUUAUUAAAAUAUGUAUAUUCAUUGUAAGCUCAACAUGACAUUUUACCAUUGUAAACAACAUUAUAACUAAUCGUUCAAAUAAUAUUAAUUUAAUAUUUAUUACUUUUUGUGUAAUUAUUUGUAUGUAAUAUGUAUAAUAAAUAAAAUUUUGUAAUUUAAUACAAAGGCUGUAUUGAUAAGUUAUGAACUCAUACCUAUUAAUAAGCAAAAAUUAUAAGUACAUUAAUAUUUUGAAAUAAUAAAUCUAAAUAUAAAAUUAUGGAUUUAAAAAAAAUGUAAACUAUUUUAGAAUACCUAAAAACUAAGUAAUACCAAACCUUAAAAACUACUUAAUUAUUAUUCAUAAUGUAUAUUAUUAUCUUAUCAAUUUGAAUGCAUUGAUUAGGCAGUAAUGUAGAAUAUUAUAGGUGAUUAUAAUGUUCAUAUAAAUUGGAAGGCACCUAAUAACCAUAACCUAACCAAAUUACUUAGUACUUAGUAUUUGGUAAACAAUAAUUUAGUUUGUUAAAUUUUGUACAGAUUUAGGUUAUUAUAGUCAACUUAUAAUAAUAAUUAAUAUUAAAAGUAAUUUAAAACCACACCUGUAGUUGUUAAAAUUUAAUUUGAUGAUCAUAAAAUAAGAAAAAAAUAGAUCUUUAUUCAAAAGCUUUGGUUUAUCAAAUUUGUAUAGGCUUGUAUAGCAUACUAUAUGUUGAUUCAUUUUAAAUAUAAUACUUAAAUUUAAAAAAAAAAAUGUGUAUUAAAUACUGGGAUGCUGGAAUGAAAUAACCUUUCAUAGUUGAUGGAACAUUUUUACAUAUGGAUAUAAGUCAUAAGAGUUAAUACUAAUAACUAGAUAAUAGUUAAUACUAAUAACUAGAUAAUAGUUAACUUAUAAGUUUAUACCAAAAAGCUCUAGUAAAAAAAAGUGUAAUUUUUAUUUUACUUACAACUUUAAAAAAAAGGUCUUUAUGUGAUUGUUCAUCAAAUUUGACCAAGAUUUAAAUAGAUAUAAAGUGUAUAAAAUUAGGAUUAUUUUUCCUCAAAAUCUUGGGAUCAUCAUUCAUUGCAUUGUGGAGGCACUAGGCAGUGAAACUGAUACACUCAUCAAUGAAGUACUUAUUUUGUUUUGCACUGCCGUAUUGAUUUACGUACUACCUACACUUGAAAAUCCAAAAAAAAAGCUUAAAGUACCUGUUUUAAGUUAGAUUCCCAAGAGUUGAUAACAUUACUUCAAUAGUUCAGUAUUUCCUUCAAUCUUUGACCCUAUCUAGUUAAUCAUUUUCAGAUCAGUUUUAAGCAAAUAAUGGGGUAUUGUAAUUUGUAACUACCUAUCUAGUACCCAUGAUAAAUUAAAAGUAAAGCAAUAAAAAAUAUAGUAUUUCACACUACCAUUUAUCAAAAUUAAAUAAACUGGGCUAUAAGUGAAUAUGACUUGAUCGUCUCUCACCCGAAUAAGACCAUCUACAGUGAUAAAAUAUUUGUAAAUUAAUAUAGUAUAUCAAAUUUUCUGUUUUUUUUUUUUUUAAGUAGCCUAUUUUUAAGUACAGUUUGAGAUUGGAAGCAGAAAAAAAACUCUGGCACCAUUUAUAGAUAAAUAUAUUUUUUUAGCGUUUCGUUAUA